ACUCUUUUGUUCCUCAUUAUAUACUGUCAUUCCACGGACCUUUCCUUACUUUUACCUCAUCAUAUUGUGCCUCAGACAUAAUCUGCUUCCCAAAGGCAGACACCUGGCCAACCUACGUUUUUCACACAAUCUUCAUAUUUCACUCACUGAUACAAUGCUAAAAGCAGCAUCCAUAAAGAGAUGUGCCCUGCCAAGAGGUCCAGCGUCUGCCGGCACUCUUUAUAGCAAACGUUUUGGAUCCUCGUUUGGUACGGCAAUUGAGACAGCAGAAAAAAUGGUCCAACCAGGUGUAUCUAAUCCAUUCGAUCCUUUUUCAAUGGUUUCGGCUGAAAUGGGGGUUCUUGCGAAACAUAUUGCUCAAUUGAUAGGUUCUGGACAUCCAGUUUUGAACAGAGUAGCAUCUUAUUAUUUCGAGGCUGAAGGUAAAAACGUCAGACCUUUGAUUGUUUUAUUGCUUUCUAAGGCUUUAGCUAAAAUCCCAGAUGAAGAAAGAACACGUAUUAUCAUUGAUCAGUACGAUGUCAAUGACCAACCAGAAUUCAAAGGAACACCAAAAGCUUUCUCAUUUGCAGGUGCAAAUCCUUUACAGUCAAUCACUCCCUUGAAGAUUUUACAUGGUAUCAACCCUAAUAUCAUAUUAAAUCCAUUGAGUAGACCAAUGAUAGAUCAAGAUGCAUACGUGACACUCGAUAAAAAAAAUGGAAUUCUACCUAAACAAAGAAGACUAGCAGAGAUCACGGAAAUGAUCCAUACUGCUUCAUUAUUACAUGAUGAUGUUAUAGACUUUGCCGAUUCAAGAAGAGGUAGAGAUAGUGGUAAUAUUGCCUUUAGCAACAAAAUGGCAAUUCUAGCGGGUGAUUUCCUACUUGGCCGAGCAUCUGUUUCUUUAGGUCGUUUGAGAAACAGCGAGGUUGUUGAGUUGAUGUCAACAGCCAUCGCAAAUCUAGUUGAAGGUGAGUUUAUGCAGUUAAAAAAUACUGUUUUGCAACCGGAUACUAAGUCAAUUGAUAAUGACGGCCAAUCGAAAAAGAUACCCGAACCAACUGGUAAGGUGCCUGUCAAAGUUCACGAAUAUUCUGUAAAUCCUUUGAAUACCAUUUCCCACCAAGACAACGUUAACGCUGCAUUUGAAUAUUACCUUCACAAAACCUAUUUGAAGACUGCUUCCUUGAUGUCCAAAAGUUCAAGAUCAACGGCUAUAUUAGCUGGCUGUAACGAAAACAUCAUUGAAAACUGUUACCAAUUUGGCAGAAACUUAGGGCUUUGCUUCCAAAUUGUUGAUGAUAUGCUAGACUAUACCACAACCGCUGAGUUGCUGGGCAAACCAGCAGGCGCCGACCUCAAGUUAGGACUAGCAACUGCUCCUGUGCUAUAUGCUUGGAAGGAGAAACCAGAAUUAGGACCUUUGAUUGCAAGAAAAUUCAGUCAACCUGGUGAUGUUGAAAUCGCCAAGACAACAGUAGAUGUAACAAAAGGUGUCGAAAAAACCAGAGAGUUGGCUGAACAAUAUAGAAACGAUGCAUUGAAGAACUUAAGACAUCUACCGGAUUCAGACGCUAGAAGUGCCUUGGAACUCCUAACUAACUCUGUUUUGACUAGAUCCAAGUAGCCUAAAUUCUUCUCCUUAUCCUGUAUAUAUUAAUUAUGCUACAAAGACUUGACACAUUCGUUUAUAAAUGUAAAGUCAAACUAUAGAAUAUGUGUUUAUUAACUUAUGAUGAUUAUGUCGGAAAAACUUGCAACAAUUUGGGUGUCGUGACUUAACAUUUUUUCAGUUUUUCUAUUUCUGGGAUCAGUAAGUAAUAAUGA
Pichia membranifaciens NRRL Y-2026 is the source of this 1809-nucleotide messenger RNA. RefSeq lists its product as hypothetical. NCBI's taxonomy places the organism in Eukaryota, Fungi, Ascomycota, Pichiomycetes, Pichiales, Pichiaceae. The transcript has a single exon. Gene Ontology annotation, biological process: ubiquinone biosynthetic process; isoprenoid biosynthetic process. The record is from RefSeq and is a predicted model, not a curated record. Gene Ontology annotation, cellular component: transferase complex. Gene Ontology annotation, molecular function: prenyltransferase activity. The coding region runs from base 155 to 1609 and encodes 484 amino acids.